AUGAGAUCGUUCCGUGCACACAGAGUUCCAAGAACAGUGAGACAAUGGUCCCAAAGAAGGUUUUACGCGGUUAGGGUUCCUGGCGAGUGCCAGAAGGAUAUCAAGACUGUAGCUGAGCUCAAAGCGUGGGGUCCGUCAUCUCCUGUGCCUGAUGUUGAGGUUUCUGGAUGGGUAAGAUCAGUACGAAAGAGCUCAGGGGUACGAUUUAUCGAUAUCACCGAUGGCUCUUCCAUGCGGCCUAUUCAAGUGGUCGUGGAUAAGAGUUUAGCUGCCGACAUGCGUCCAGGUGCAGCUGUCCGCUUGAAAGGAAUAUGGGUUGAUGAGAGCGGGAAGAAAUCUCCCACUGAUGGCUCAACUCAGACUUCUGAUACCAAGGCUGAGUGCGAGACUUCAGCAAGUCCAGAACAGCCUGAGCUGAAAGUAUCAGAGGUGGAAAUCCUUGGUGGUUCUGACCCCAUGACAUACCCGAUUCAGAACAAAUAUCAGUCUCCUGAAAGUCUUCGAACCAUCUCUCAUCUUCGACCGCGAACACCUCUGAACUCCACUAUGCUACGCCUGCGGUCAGAUGCCACCGCCAUGCUCACGCAGUUCUUUUUCCGCGAGAGAUUUCAACAGACGCACCCCCCUAUAAUCACAUCGUCUGAUUGCGAAGGAGCGGGUGAGGCAUUCGCUGUCAAGGCAUCAUCUCCAGAUGAGUUCUUCCGUGUGCCGAAGUAUCUGACAGUUUCCUCUCAACUUCACCUCGAGGCUCUCGCCCAAGCUCUCGGCAAUGUCUGGACCUUGUCUCCAACUUUUCGAGCUGAGCAGAGCGAUACUUCGCGACAUCUCAGUGAAUUCUACAUGCUUGAGGCGGAGAUGAGUUUUGUCGAUAACAUGAACGAAGUCAUGGACCUGGCACAGCGUAUGCUUAACUCGCUAACAAGUGGCUUGAAGGAACUUAGUGCUGCUAAGGAGCUUGAACAGAAUCGGUUUGAUUCGAAGGAGCCUUCCGAGCGCCUCGCAUUCAAAGACCUUGUUGAGCAAGAACAAUUGGACCGCCGAUGGCGAGGCAUGCUCACAACUACGACGUGGCCUCGCAUUACAUACAGUGAAGCUAUUGAGAUCUUGGAGCCUAUUGCUGAUCAGUUCGAGCACAAGCCUCAAUGGGGUGCUGGUUUGCAGUCUGAGCAUGAGAAGUACCUUGCUGAGAAGAUUGGGUACGACGAGACUACAGAUGCCUAUGUCCCAGUGUUUAUCACACAAUACCCGCGAGAUAUAAAGGCCUUCUACAUGCGACAGUCGUCUUCGUCCCCAUCAUCUGGUUUAACAGUUGACUGUUUUGACCUCUUGGUUCCCAACAUGGGAGAACUGGCUGGCGGCUCUAUGCGUGAGCAUCGACUUCCCCAGCUUGAAGAGAACAUGCGAGCACUGGGGCUCGAGGUCCCUAGCAAACGCUCUGUUGGAGGCAAGGAACUAGCAUGGUAUCUCGACUUGCGUCGCUGGGGUUGUCCUCCUCAUGGUGGCUUUGGACUUGGUUUCGAUCGACUCCUAAGCUACCUCUCCGGCGUGCCGAACGUCCGCGAUGUUGUCCCCUUCCCACGCCACUACCAUCGAUGCGAUUGCUGA
Molecule: messenger RNA, 1605 nt
Organism: Fusarium venenatum
Lineage: Eukaryota; Fungi; Ascomycota; Sordariomycetes; Hypocreales; Nectriaceae
Biological process (GO): asparaginyl-tRNA aminoacylation
Cellular component (GO): mitochondrion
Molecular function (GO): ATP binding; nucleic acid binding; asparagine-tRNA ligase activity
Source: RefSeq, a predicted model, not a curated record